Messenger RNA from Suillus fuscotomentosus, 818 nucleotides. RefSeq lists its product as uncharacterized. Lineage: Eukaryota; Fungi; Basidiomycota; Agaricomycetes; Boletales; Suillaceae. The record is from RefSeq and is a predicted model, not a curated record. The transcript has 5 exons. Bases 82 to 603 code for a protein of 173 amino acids.
AUCUAUUUAGCAACGGAGGGAACGGACGGUUUGGGGACUCGAUGUGCGGUUCUAUGAUACACUUUUGAUGUGCUUGCCGCUAUGAGGGCUGUGAAUGAGGUCCCUUUCAAUUGCCAGGGAGGUGGAGGACAACUAUUAGCCCGAAACCUCAAACGUUUGAACGUUCACUUGAACUCUGAUAGCACGACUCAGUAUGAUCAGGAUUCAGGACUGCAGAAAAGCCGUCAGGGGAAUCGCUCGAUGUAUCACUCAAGUUAUGGUGUACCGUUUCAGCUCCGUCGAAUGUUAGGCAAUGGAGAAAUUGUCGAUCUAUCCUUCCCUCGCGUUCCUGGUGUCCAACCUUACCUUGCACUAAAGGCUGCUGUUGUGCAUGCUUACCGAAAUAAAGAGGGCGCACGCUUUAAGUGGUGCUACUCCCUGCUUCGGCUUAUGCUGACAGAACCCUCGCUAUGGUCAGUCAUCGACCACGACGUCAGUCAGUGCACAGAUUCGGGCCAGGUACGCUUUGCCGAGUACAUAGUUACUGCGCUCAAUACCCUCGCAUGCGUCCGCCUGAAAGGUAACACCCACAAGGAUCUUCAAGACAUGGCUGCAAUCUGUUAAUUCCACGACACCACCACUUGCAUUGCAUCCGCAGGGCCACCUCGAUCACGAAUUCUCUAUCGUUUAAUCGCUCCGAGCCGCACAAAGGAGUGCGCCGCUGUCAGCGUCUCUGAACUUUAUGCUACUUCCCCUCCGUUCGGAAGCGAAUACGACAAACUUCCAACGGAUGCAUCUGAUGACGGCAUCCAAUUUCGACGAAGUGUACUUGAGCUCUG